This is a messenger RNA of Peromyscus maniculatus bairdii (prairie deer mouse), 5205 nucleotides long. RefSeq names its product leucine rich repeat containing 32 (gene Lrrc32). Gene Ontology annotation, cellular component: extracellular matrix. NCBI's taxonomy places the organism in Eukaryota, Metazoa, Chordata, Mammalia, Rodentia, Cricetidae. Gene Ontology annotation, molecular function: transforming growth factor beta binding. The record is from RefSeq and is a predicted model, not a curated record.
CUGGGACCAGAAGAUCUAGGGGCUGGGGGCAGGCACUUCACCUUCCUGAGCCUCAGUCUUCUGGUUUCUAAAUAGGAAUUACAGUAAUCACCACACUUGGUGGCGGUGUGAAUUUAAAAGACCUGAGAUUAGUCUAGUCCUUAGAAAAAUGUGUAACCUCCUUGCAUAGUGGGGCCAGUCUGCUUUUGAUGAUAGGAUUGCCCCUCUUAUCUGUCUGCCCUCUCUCUGUCACACACACACACACACACACACACACACACACACACACACACACACACACAAGCACAAGCACAAGCACAUACACAGAUAGGCUUUGACAUUUCUCCAUGUCAGAAUCCAGCCACUUGCCUGCAGACCCAGGACCUCUGUCCUAGCACACCUCACCUGGGAUGCUCAGCGCUAUUGGUUCCUGUACCAGCUGGAAAGGCCCCCAUAGUGUCCCAGUACCUUGUGGGCCAUGCUCCACCUGAUCAUCCCCACGGCUCAGGGGGGACGGUGGUGGAAUGGGAAGUGGUGUGUGCCGCAGAUGGCAGAUGGGUCACCCAGAUGGAAGAGGUAAACGAGCUUGCUCUGGAGACCCAGAAGAGCUAGUGGUGGGGCUUGACUGUAAGCCUGGUUCUAAUGCCCCGUCCUCCCUGUGAGGUCCUCCCCGUGAGAGACUGAAGUCCUCGGAUGCUGGGGAGGAGGCACGGCAGGGGGCUUCUUUCUACCAUAAUUCUGUGGUGCAGUGGGGACUGUCCCUUCUGGAUAUGCAGAAGCCUCGUGCUGGGGUAGAACAGGACAAGGGAGCGAUAGAGCCCCUGGGCAUCUCCACCUUAACUAACCCCGGGUCCUAACAUCCUUACUGCCGCAGAACGUCUGCCCUCGCUCAGGCACUUGUUCCUUGAGAGAAGGUUAGUGAGCAUCUACCUAAGGAAUGGAACGAGCAAUAAAUGGGUCUGCAGAUGGGUGUCGGGGAAAUGCAACACAUUGGAGCCUGCGCAAGGGCAUUCUGGGUAGAGGGAGCAGCAAGGCAGAGAGAAGCCCCAGGCAGGCCGAAAGUUCCUGGGGUGUGACCCAGGAGUUUGCUGAGGAGAAGACAGUGGUAGAAGAUGCUGAUGGGAUAGAGUGUGAAGCCUGGACGCUACUGGAGAUUUCAGAGUGACUCGUGUAAGAUCUGGCAUGUGAUUUUGAAACGUCACCGACUGCCAUGUAUGGGACGGAUUGUCCAGUCCUGGAGGGAAUCGAGGACGCAGGGAGUGGAGUCAGCUGCUGCAGUGAAGGCAGAGCCAUGAGCCACCAGAUCCUGCUCCUCCUGGCCAUGCUGACACCGGGCCUGGCUAUCUCUCAGCACCGAGAACAAGUGCCCUGUAGGACGGUGAACAAGGAGGCCUUGUGCCAAGGCCUUGGCCUUCUUCAGGUCCCCUCAGUGCUCCCGUUGGACAUCCGAGCUCUCUACUUGUCUAGGAACAGGCUGCAGAGCAUCCUGGCCUCCCCAUUGGGCUCCUACACAGCACUUCGUCACCUGGACUUAAGUGUCAACGAGAUCAGCUUCCUCCAGCCGGGAGUCUUCCAGGCCCUGCCCCACUUGGAACAUCUCAACCUAGCCCACAACCGGCUCGCCGUGGGCAUGGCACGGAACAGUGGUGGUCUGGGCCGCCUGCCCCUUGUGGCCUCACUGGACCUGUCUGGGAACAGCCUGUACGGCAGCCUGGUGGAGCAGCUGUUGGGUGAAGCCCCGAGCCUGCAUACUCUCUCACUGGCCGAGAAUAGCCUCACUCGCCUGGCACGCCACACCUUCUGGGGCAUGCCGGCGCUGGAGCAGCUGGACCUCCACAGCAACAUACUGAUGGACAUUGAGGAUGGUGCCUUCGAGACCCUGCCCCACCUGACCCACCUCAACCUCUCCAGGAACUCCCUCACCUGCAUCUCGGACUUCAGCCUCCAGCAGCUGCAGGUACUUGACCUGAGCUGCAACAGCAUUGAGGCCUUCCAGACGGCCCCAGAACCCCAGGUCCAGUUCCAGCUGGCCUGGCUCGACCUCCGGGAGAACAAGCUGCUGCACUUCCCUGACCUGGCCGCAUUCCCAAGACUCAUCUACCUGAACGUAUCCAACAACCUCAUCCGGCUGCCUGCGGGGGUGCCCCAGGACAGUGAGGACCUCCAUGCACCCUCGGAGGGCUGGUCAGCCUCUCUACUGUCCAACCCCAGCCGGAACGCCAGCACCAAUCCCCUCUCCCAGCUCCUGAGCCUGGAUUUGAGUUACAAUGAGAUUAAGCAGGUCCCUGCCAGCUUUCUUGAACCUCUGACCUCCCUGCGCUUCCUCAACCUCAGCCGAAACUGCCUGCAAUCCUUCGAGGCCCGGCGUGUGGGCUCCCUUCCCUGCCUGGUGCUUUUGGACUUGAGCCACAAUGCGCUGGAAGCAUUGGAACUGGGCACCAAAGUCCUGGGGUCCCUGAAGACAUUGCUCCUGCAGGACAAUGCCCUGCAAGAACUGCCACCCUACACCUUUGCCAGCUUGGCUAGCCUGCAGAGCCUCAACCUAUGGGGAAACCAGAUCAGUCCCUGUGGGGGGCCAGCAGAGCCAGGUCCACCAGGCUGUGUGGACUUCUCUGGGAUCCCCACCCUCCAUGUUCUGAACAUGGCAGGGAACUCGAUGGAGAUGCUCAGGGCAGGCAGCUUCCUCCACACCCCGCUUACUGAACUGGACCUCUCUGACAAUCCUGGUCUGGAGGUGGCCACAGGAGCCUUGGUAGGCCUGGAGGCAUCCUUGGAGGUACUGAAACUUCAAGGCAAUGGGCUGAUGGUCUUGAACGUGGACUUGCCAUGCUUCCGCCGUCUCAAGCUCCUUAACCUUUCCGAGAACCGCCUCAGCCACCUGCCUGCCUGGACACAGGCUGUGUCCCUGGAGGUGCUGGAUCUGCGGAACAACAGCUUCAGCCUCUUGCCAGGCAAUGCCAUGGGUGGCCUGGAGACUAGCCUCCGGCGCCUGUACUUGCAAGGAAAUCCACUCAGCUGCUGCGGCAAUGGCUGGCUGGCGGCCCAGUUGCACCAGGGCCGAGUGGCUGUGGACGCUACUCAGGACCUGAUCUGCCGCUUCGGCUCUCAGGAGGAGGUGUCCCUGAGCCACGUGCGUCCAGAGGAUUGUGAGAAGGGAGGGCUCAAGAACAUCAACCUCAUCAUCAUCCUCACCUUCACACUGGCCUCUGCCAUCAUCCUCACCACGCUGGCCACCUGCUGCUUCCUCCGUAGGCAGAAGUUCAGCCAACAAUACAAAGCCUAGGGGAUCCUCUUCCCACUCAGUGUGGAAGCCAGAGGGGCAGAGAAGCUGGGGUCUAGCUCAGGUUACACAGUGGCCAGGGGUUCAGCAUCCUGCAUCCUGCCACAUGGACAGGUAGUUGCUUUCUGAGCUGCACAUGUGAUCCAGUUGUGGACCCCAAAGUGGGGCAGUGUACUGAACAGAGGAUACCAACAGAUCUCCACUGAGCAUCUAUUUCAGGCCAGACCCCUCUCUGGGCACUAGUAAAUGAAACAUGUGCCUGCCCUCUGGCAAGAGAGGCUGUCACAGAACCAGCGACCAUGGAGUGUGAUAGGCUUGAGGUGGGGAGGCCCUGGGCCCCCAGACCCGCAGUCCUCAGCUGGUCAUGGAGAGUCCACCCUGGCUGGCUGUGUUUGGGCAAGGGAGGGCAAAGCCUGAGAGAUGAUUUGUCUGAGCCGUUCCCACACAGAGCUCUGUCGCAUCUGCUGAUAAUGACUUUCAGCCUCUCUGGAAACGAAGAACUUGUGACCAGAAGAGAGAGCCAGGAUCUCCCCCAAAGGUCUUGAAUCUGGUCUCCUAGGCCAGAUUCUGAAGUUCCGGCUGAGCCAGCGUAAAGUGUGGUCACUUGGACUUCCAGCCAGGCCCAGGACAGUCUGUGUCCUGCCCUGGACAGGCCCUUCCCCCUCAGUGAACUCUCCUGUUACACACACUGACCCCAGUGCUGCCUGGAUUGCCAGCCCCCUGCUCGGGCCUCCUUCCCUCCCGGCCCCACCCUAGCUUUUGAGCCAAGAGGGAGAGCCUCGGCUAUCUGGUUUUGUUUUGCACUCGGCUUAGCAGCUGCAGAGGUGAAUCCAAGCCAACUCUUAGAGGUUUCUAUGUUAUCUGUGUUAUACACAAGAAGAAAAGAAGGUUCCUUACAUUUCCUCUGAGAGCCUCAGGCCUGAGAGAGAUGCCAAAGCCAAAAAUGAGUCAAACCCGUGUCCUCCCGUCUCCAGGACCUAAGCCUUGCCGGGGCAGGGCAGGCUGUCCAGUGGACAGGAAGUGGUCCUACCCUAACCAGGCUCCAAGCAUCCUUGCUGCACGCACCCACUCCCUCCUCCCAGACAGGCACCCACAGACCCUCUGCGUCUGCCUCGGUGCCCCUCACUCAUUUGCAGACCAGUAUGAAUUCUCCCUCUCUCAUUUUGCUCCCACAGGCUCAUCCUUCCUCCAUGAAGCGGAGCUGGGAGUUUGACUCCAUGGAGUGUCAUUUUCCCCAUUGAUCAAAUAAGGAAAGCCAGGUGGAGGGGCUUGCUCAGGGUCACACCAGCCAAUGGCAGAGACCGUGGGGGAAAUGGGAGAACACCAGCUGGACUGUUGCACCGUGGUGGACUGUUUGCUUUUCGUGCUCAAGGCCCGGAGCUGGGUGCUCAGCAGCGUCGUCGCCUGUGCGGCUUCAUGCUCUCGGCAGGCAGUCUCAGCACAAGACAGUGCCAGCUCUCACGCCUGUCCUCACCAGGAAAACAAGAAGGAAGACACCCCCCCCCCCAGUCUCUCCACUCAUUCUCCAGACCCGUGGGCUUCAGGGAGAAAGGGGAGCCCUGGGCCCAGUCACAGAACCUGCUUCGUCAGCGCCCCUGUGCCUGGCCCCUGGUCUGCCAGGACACGCGGUAGCGAACGAGGAGACAAAACCACCAUUCACUCUGCCCAGUUUUGCAGAUGAGGAAACUGGGGCCCAGAGUAGGUUAAAGGCUCAGAGAACCAAUGGGCAGAUCCGGGGCUAGAACCCUCACCGGGUCAGCUAGUAGGGUCUAGGUGCUACUGCACACAGCACUCUGUCUCGGCCCGGAGGCCACCCCGUGGCCGCUGUGCCAGAGCUCUGAAAACACUAUAUCAUGCUGCUGUCCCCUCCCAGCUGGCCACUGCCGGGCCCUGGGACCAGCUCUUUGUAUAACUCACUGAAUGUAUUAAAGUAUAAUUUUGGAGAA